UUAAAUUGUGACUGGACAUGGGUGUACACUUCAUGCAGGUUUUAUAAAGAAAUUGAUAGGUUAGACACUUUGCGGUCGGAACCAGGAGGAUAUAUAUGAGCGAGAAGGCAAGUCUCCAGAGGACCAGCACACCUGAACACAUCCGCUGUGAUUACUGCUCAUCCAUCAGUCAUGAGGGUGGUCAACAUUGGACCUGAUCCGUCUCUGGCAUAUCGGCCAAACUUAGAAAACUCCAAGGAGAAAGAAGAAUACAGAAACUUUGUGGAUGGGAGUCUCUUCAGCAGAGUCUUUAAAACAUACAGUGUGAUGCACACCAACCAGACGGUGGACUUCGUCCAGCAAAAGCACGGUCAAUGGACCCACUGCAACCACUCUCGGAUGGGAAUGAUGGAGGCCAUCAUGUGUCUGGACCAGCUGGUGGACGAGUCUGAUCCAGACGUCGACUUUCCCAACUCCUUCCACGCCUUCCAGACUGCUGAGGGCAUCCGCAAAGAGCAUCCAGACAAAGACUGGUUCCAGCUGGUGGGGCUGAUCCAUGAUGUUGGGAAAAUCUUGGCCCUGUGGGAUGAGCCGCAGUGGGCUGUAGUAGGAGACACAUUCCCUGUGGGCUGCAAGUUUCAAGACUCCAUAGUGUUCAGAGACAGCACCUUCCAGGACAACCCAGAUGAGAGAAACCCAAAAUACAAGACUGAAUACGGGAUCUAUGAACCGAACUGUGGCCUUGACAAAGUGCUGAUGUCCUGGGGCCAUGAUGAGUAUCUCUACAGAGUCAUGAAAUUCAACAACUGCGCCAUCCCAGAGGAGGUGUGUGAAUCAUUAAAUGAAGCGAUCGCCCCCGCAGUUGGCAGACGGGCUGAGGUUUAUAUCAAUUCCAAGGUCUUGACUGAAGGUAGUGCUUUUUUUUGUGUUUGUCCACAGGGGCUGUACAUGAUUCGAUUCCAUUCCUUUUACCCCUGGCACUCUCACGGAGAUUACACCCACCUGUGCAACGACAAAGACCUGCAGAUGCUGCCCUGGGUCAAAGAGUUCAACAAAUUCGAUUUGUACACAAAAACCACAGAUUUGCCCAACGUAGACGAGCUGAGGCCUUACUACCAGUCACUGAUCGACAAAUACUGUCCCGGAGUGCUGCAGUGGUGAACCAGCAGCAGCAGCAGCACAGACAUCAGAAAUCAGCUACAUGACUAUAAAAUGUAAAUAUACAUGAUUCAAUGUUUUAUCAACACUUAAGCUGGACUUAGUGCUUUUUUUUUUUUUUGGUUAUCACCUUUUGCUUAUGGAAACUUCCAUCUCUGCAACAUGGUUUCUCAAGUCUCAUAUAAUGCUUGAAAUUAUAGAUGAAUGUAUUAACUUUUUUUUUGUUUUAUUGUAAAAAAAAAAAAAAUCUAUAUAAAAGCUACUGCAAUGUCUCCUGUGGCAUUUCAUUUCUAAUACUCAAGUAUUUACAAAAAGCAAAAAGUGCUGGUCAUGAUUCAGAGCACAGAGAAAGACAGAGUAGCGAGUGCAAAAACACAGAAAACAGCAGUGAUAUACAUUUACUCCCUUG
Messenger RNA from Poecilia latipinna (sailfin molly), 1546 nucleotides. RefSeq names its product myo-inositol oxygenase (gene miox). The record is from RefSeq and is a predicted model, not a curated record. The coding region runs from base 172 to 1140 and encodes 322 amino acids. Lineage: Eukaryota; Metazoa; Chordata; Actinopteri; Cyprinodontiformes; Poeciliidae. Gene Ontology annotation, biological process: inositol catabolic process. The transcript is spliced from 9 exons. Gene Ontology annotation, molecular function: inositol oxygenase activity; iron ion binding. Gene Ontology annotation, cellular component: cytoplasm.